This is a messenger RNA of Cyphellophora attinorum, 777 nucleotides long. RefSeq lists its product as uncharacterized. The coding region runs from base 1 to 777 and encodes 258 amino acids. The record is from RefSeq and is a predicted model, not a curated record. Lineage: Eukaryota; Fungi; Ascomycota; Eurotiomycetes; Chaetothyriales; Cyphellophoraceae. The transcript has 2 exons.
AUGAAGUACCUCACCCUUUUGCCUCUUGCAGGCCUCGCCAUCGCAGCCCCGGGCUCUUGGGUUGACGAGCCAGUCAAGGAGACUACUACCUCGACCACCACAACCACCACCGCUGCCACCUGGGCCGACACCGAAAUCCCAGUUACCGUCACCGAGACCACCUCCGCGACUGGCACCUACUGCCCGAAGAGCGGCAAGUACACCUACCCUGCCCCAGGCAACGAUGUCGCCAAGUGCACGGUCACAGUCAAGGAGGUCACCGUGACCAAGGCCACCGCUACCGUCACCGUCACCAAGACCGAGAGCUCCAAGCCCACUGGCACUGGCAAGAAAUGCCUGUCCGACAAGGAGGCUGAGAAGAUCGUCGACAACUUCCGUGACCUUCUCGAAUACACCAGCUUCCAGCCCACCGCGGAGCGACCAGGUCUGCCAGGCCGCGGCUACCACUUCAACGUCUCCGCCGCCACCCUCGCGCCAGACUUCACCGCUUUCGACUACGGUCAGGGUGUUCUCCAGCCUGAGGUCAAGACCGAGACCCUCAACAUCUUCCACGAGUGCAACACCAUUGUCUGGCGCUGGAAGAUCACCCCCAUCACCCAGACUCCUGCUUACCCCGUCGUUGGCAUCAACUACAUGAUCAUCAACGACAAGGGUCUCAUCCAGAAGAACUACGCUGAGUUCGACAAUGGUGCCUGGAUCUCCAGCUUCGGUCCCCAGGCCAAGUGCGGUCAGGCGCCGAUCUCGGUCGUGCCAGGCAAGUUUGCUACCAAGCACUAA